Cherax quadricarinatus is the source of this 4190-nucleotide messenger RNA. RefSeq names its product transcription factor Sox-3. The record is from RefSeq and is a predicted model, not a curated record. NCBI's taxonomy places the organism in Eukaryota, Metazoa, Arthropoda, Malacostraca, Decapoda, Parastacidae. Gene Ontology annotation, biological process: regulation of DNA-templated transcription.
CAGCUCUGGUCUCUGCUCUCCCCACAGACCACGAAGGAAGACCAAGACCCUUAUGAAGAAGGACAAGUACCCGCUGACUUCCGGUCUCCUCCCGACAGACCCGACCCGGCCCCCGGUCCAGCAGGUGACCCGGGACAUGCGGGACAUGUACAACAUGACUAAUGGAUAUAUGCCUAAUGGAGACUAUGGGGACUACGGCUCGAAGAGAGAAGGUUACUUAUAUAGCUCCAUGACCAACUUAGCAGAGUACAAGAACUCAAGUUCUGGUCAAACUUGUUACUAUUACACUCCAAGAAAUAAUUUUCACUGUGAUUACUUUAAAGGAUACAGCUACGACAGCGCCGCCUAUGGGGGUCAGAGCUACCCAUAUAUGACUGGGCAGAUGUAUGGGGGGUAUGACAUGACUAGGGGGUACUCCCCCACCUCCAGCACCCCGUCAUAUAUGAAUGGAUCCUACAGCCCAGCUAUGUAUGCCUCAGCGCCCUCCCCAUACUCUAUGAGCCAGAUGGCGUCCAUGGCGUCCGUAGGCUCGGUAGGGUCAGUAGGCUCCUCAGCUUCACAUUCACCUACGCCUAUCAAAUCUGAGACACCUACCCUGCCGGUGUCGUCGCCAGGGGCCACCAUGCCGCCCUCUGCCACCCACACCUCUGCAGGGGAAUAUCAGAGUGUUAUGAAGCGGGAGUAUGGAUCAGCUGCUCCGGGUCAACAGGACCUGUCCCAGAUGAUCUCUAUGUACUUGCCGGGGUCCCAAGAGCGCCACGAACAGCAGAAGGCCGUGGCCGCAGCCGCCUACAUGUCCCACGCCCACUACCACGCCCACGGCGCCGCCUCCCCCGACCAGAUGCCGCCCGCGCCCAUGCCUCUCACCCACAUGUAAUUCCAAGUGGGCGUACGAGGUAUUCUCACCUGGCUAAGGGAUAUCUGCCUAAGGGAUAUCAAGGGGUGAGGCUACCAAACUUCCCCCUUUCCCCUUCCCUUUGACCCCUCAUCCGAGGGGUGUUCUUCAACAGGCCGCCCACGCCCUCAACCCUAAAACCACCCACUAAAACCCUUAAAACGAAAAGAUACAAUUCAGUCGAUAAAUUUAACGUUCAGAUGUAUAGGAAAAUCGACCCUAUCCACCUCAUGACCCUGAGGGGUUGGCCCAGGCGUGGUCCGGUGGUCCUCUAGCGGUCCAGAGAUGUAAUCCAGUAGGCCUGCAGUGGUCCAGGUGUGUUUUUUUUUACAAUAGGCCAAAGGCAAAUUCAGAAGGGGUCCAUACCGUGGUGGUGAACCGGAGGUCCAAGGCGUGGUCCAGUGGUCCCAUUCGAGCUUGGUUCGGCUGUUCGAAUGCACUCCAGAUGCAGUCCAAAGGUGUCUCUGCAUCGGUUCAAGCCUGGACCAGCAUUCCUCCAGUGGUCCGCUAUAGAUCUAAGAUUCCAGCCGUGGUCCAGCGGUCCGGAUAUGGUGGAACACCGGGUCCUACAACGGUCCAAGUGUGACGCAACAGCCUAGCUGUAAUCUGGUCCAACGGACCGGACGAAGUCCAGCGGUCUUAAAACUGGUCCAACACUACAGCAGCAGCAGCUGGGUCAAAGGCCCAAACAUUAGACCAACUGUCCCAGAAUCGGUCAAACAAUCCAUGUGUCAAUCUAGGAGUCCAGAGCUGGACCAGAAUUUCCAGUAGUUGGCCCAACUACCCAGGAACUGGUCCAGUGGUCUAGGAGAUUGGUCGGAUGGUCUUGGAGACGGACCAAGAGUGCAAAGGUUGGACCAGCAUUCCAAACGUUGGUCCACCGUUCUUCACGUUGGACUAUCAUUCCAAAGGUUGGCCCAGCAUCCCAAACGUCGGUCCAGCAUCCAAAACGUUGGCCCAGGGUCUCGAACGUCGGUCCAGCAUCUAAAACGUUGGCCCAGCGUCUCGAACGUUGGCCCAGCAUCCCAAACGUCGGUCCAGCAUCCCAAACGUCGGUCCAGCAUCCCAAACGUUGGCCCAGCGUCUUGAACGUUGGCCCAGCAUCCCAAACGUCGGUUCAGCAUCCCAAACGUUGGCCCAGCAUCCCAAACGUUGGCCCAGCAUCCCAAACGACGGUCCAGCACCCCAAACGUCGGUCCAGCAUCCCAAACGUUGGCCCAUCAUCCCAAACGUUGGUCCAGCGGUCCAGGCGUCGGUCCAAAACGUACCCAGUGAUAAUUUCGUCCUCUCGCAGGAACGAAAAACUCAAAAAUAAUAUAAAAAAAAGAGAAUCUUUAAAAAUGUGAUAAUCGCAUAAAUAUUACUACAAAACAUAAUGAGAAAAAUAUGUGAGAAAACAGUGAAAAAAAAAUUAAGAGAGUGAAUGUCUCCCCCAAAAAGUUUCUUAAAUGCCAUAAGCGAACGGAAGUUCGAACGGAAGUUCGGACAGAAGUUGGAACGGAAGUUCGGACGGAAGUUGGAACGGAAGUUCGGACAGAAGUUGGAACGGAAGUUCGGACAGAAGUUCGGACGGUGCGUUCGUACGGAUCAGGCCAAUGUGUUAGUUAGUGUCGGCCGGGGUGUGUACAUGGGCGUGUGUGCGUAUGCGUGUGUGCGUGUGUGUAUGUGUGUGUGUGUGUGUGUAUGUAUAUACCUGUGUGCACCUCACUUGUGCCGGCCAUCUCUGUACAUACAGAUUCUUCUUUUUGUUGCUCCUUGUAUAUAGGUCCCCACCUCCUCCUUCUCCUCCUCCUCCUCCGCCUCCUCCUCCUCCUCCUCCUCCUCCUCCUCCUCCUCCUCCUCCUCCUCCUCCUCCUCCUCCUCCUCCUCCUCCUCCUCCUCCUCCUCUUCCUCUUCCUCUUUCUUUUCUAUACCUUUUUCUCUCCCUUCAUAUCUCUUUCCUCUCCCUUGUGGCUCCCUUACUACAGUGCCCUGAUGCAUUACCCUAACAGGGCGGUGCCCAGGUAAAGGGCUCUCGAUUCAGGGAUUUAGAGCCAACCCUAACCUUGGAUCAAACCUGCUUACCUCCCAUUCUCCCCUAUGACCUCAUGAACAGUGACGUGGGGCAUCAGUGUUAGCUGUGAAGGAUCCCAGGGCUCCUUCAGGAGGCUCAAACUCAGCCUCCAGGAGGCUUACCACCGCCUCCUCCAGGAGGUUCAACCUCCACAUGCAGGAGACGCGCCGUAUUCCGCAUCGUUGUGGCUCCACGCUGAUUAAUAGGACUCGAGGAACGCGAAGAGGACCUCUUGUUCCUGUGAUAGGGAAAGGAUGGUACCCUAAGACCUCUCCUGACACGGUCUGUUGCAAUGCCACUGACAACAGCGACAGUCCUGUCGUAAUUUCAUUGUAGACGGGGCCCUUCCUAUCCCUUUCUGUUGCAGUGUUGGUCGUCGACAGCAGUCUCUCCUGUGCAUCUUCAGCGUAGACGGCCCUCUCUCCUGUCGCAUCUUCAGCGUAGAGGCCCUCUCUCCUGUCGCAUCUUCAUUAUAGACGGCCCUCUCUCCUGUCGCAUCUUCAGCGUAGACCACCCUCUCUCCUGUCACAUCUUCAGCGUAGACGGCCCUCUCUCCUGUCACAUCUUCAGCAUAGACGGCCCUCUUUACUGUCGCAUCAUCUUAGACGGACCUCUCUCCUGUCGCAUCUUCAGCGUAGACGGCCUUCUCUCCUGUCGCAUCUUCAGCGUAGACGGCCUUCUCUCCUGUCGCAUCUUCAGCGUAGACGGCCUUCUCUCCUGUCGCAUCUUCAGCGUAGACGGCCUUCUCUCCUGUCGCAUCUUCAGCGUAGACGGCCUUCUCUCCUGUCGCAUCUUCAGCGUAGACGGCCCUCUGUCAAGUCGCAGUCUGUCGCAACACCGUGGUUGCUAGACUUCCUCCCCUCCCUUCUCCCGACUCAGUUCCGGCAUCACCGAAGCCAUAACGAAGACGGAUUGCCACUGCACAUCCUUACCUACUAUCCCCCUAUCACCCAGCCUAUCCUCCUGCCAGGGUGUGAGGGUAGCAGUGGGCGAAACAGCGGGGUGAUAACCAAAGCAGGAAAACAUCCAAUGUACCCACACACACAGUCCCACUUCUCUCUCUCUCUCUCUCUCUCUCUCUCUCUCUCUCUCUCUCUCUCACUAUCCUUACUAGGGGUUUAAUUUUUAUUUGUCUACUUCUGUAUAUCAUCUGUACAUAACGCACCAUAAUUGUCUUGUUAUACAAUACAGUGAUUAACCCGACGUUUCUUUAUCGUUGGGCAGAAAAAAAUAAAAGAAAUA